UGCCGAACAAUAACAUAUCGGACAGCUCCAUGGAUGCAUUUUCCGUAACACGCAAUUUUCGAGCUUUAGGAAUUACGCUAAUAAGCCGUGUAUAUGGAGCACAAACAAGAAAACCCCUUCAACUGUCACUUGGCUUGUCAAUCAAGCGGCUCGCUGUCUUCUGAGUGGUUUCGUCGGAAACAAUGAGAACAAAUAGCUGUGCCAUCUGCUAAACGGGCCUUAGUACCUUCAGAUACCGAUGAGUACUGCGCGCGCGCCAGUUAUUACCAGAGCUGACAGCGGAAAGGGAGCUCAGCGUGCAACAUGUAUUUCCAAGACCCACUGAUGUACUACCAUCCUCAACAACCUUCCUACGCCUUCCCGCCUCACAAUCCGAUGCUCCAGCGAAGCCCUAUGCCUCCGAAUAAUCGUUCCUCUUUUCUCAUCGACGACCUGUUACCUCCAAGACGUGACCAGUAUAUGAUGCAGCGGCAGGGUACAUUUCCCGAGCCUACACCAGUGGUCACAAGUGGUCCAUCUCUCAAGUUCAGUAUGCACUCAAUUCUAUCACGGGCCCGCGAUGAAACUCCAGUAUUUCAAGGAGUCUUUCUGUCAAUUACUGGUUACGCUAGUCUGAUUAACUUUGACCCGAGCCCUGAAAUAAUCAGCCAGUUGCCCGUUUACUUUCGCGUUAAGCCAACUUUGAGGACGCCUUGCGGACGACGUUGCCGUAAAUCAAGAACAGUAUUCACAGAUUUGCAGCUCAGAGUGCUAGAAAAGACAUUCUCCGAGCAAAAAUACUUGGACACUUCGAGUCGUUCUAAGCUCGCGCAAACUCUGGGCUUAAAUGAGACGCAAGUUAAGACGUGGUUCCAAAACCGACGCAUGAAAUGGAAAAAAGAGACUGGUAAGGAUGAAGAGGACGUGGGAGACAAGGACAAGCCUCUGGAAGACACCAAAAAAGAUGAUAAAUCCAAGAAUAACUAAUAUUUUAUAUAGUGGAUCCUCACGACUUGGGUGUGGUUUAGAAGUGAGCCGUUUAAGAAGACGGGCUUCUUUUGGCUUGUUUGAUUGGGACUUGUUCCAAGAACAAUGGUGUGUUUGACUGAUUCAAGCACAUAAAAAACUCCUAGAGAGAAACUGGUUUUUGUUUAGAUGAUAAACGUCUUGGUUUUUUGCCUUUGUCUACAAUAGACAUUUACCCAUAAAAAGAAAGGACAAAAGAAUGAUUUUAUUGCUUUAUUUUCCCUGUCCUAGUUUUGACAAUCUCUCGUAUUUCAAUGGUGAAAAGAAAUUUCCUGCAAACCAUGCGUGUUGCUGCCAUAUGUCUCAUUUUGUUGCGUUUCGGAGAGCGUUUUGUUGGGGGCUAGUGAAAGCGAUGCGUGUGGGGUCCAGAAUGACAUUUAAAUGGGAUAAUGGCCAGGACAUGCGGACUCUAAUGGUGGCCAUCGCUUCUCCACCGUAAACAUGCCCGCCACCUUAAAAUGACAAUACGUUCCGAAACUCGAAUGACCCCGCGAAGUCCUCUCGCGAAAACCAAACAUAGCAUUGAUCCCUCGCGUAACAAGGGAUUACGGUCAAGCUUGGCUAACACAUUAGACUUGGCCUAGCGAGGAUUAGAAACGCUAGAAGAACAAUGAGAACUACCCGCUUUAGGGCGUGAAUCUUGUACAUAAGAGGGCCUAAAAGUGACCUUGCAUCUUUAAAAACACGAAUGUCUAUUAUAAGCCUUAAAAUAAUUAAUAGUCUUAAAUGUAAGAUUGUUUUUAAAGUGUACAAAGAGUAUUUUUAUCCAUCUUCCACCUAUCUACCAUGUAAAACAGAGUAUUGUGUGGUUUAUUUACAAAUAAUGAAAGGAAUGUUUCUUAAA
Nematostella vectensis (starlet sea anemone) is the source of this 1849-nucleotide messenger RNA. RefSeq names its product brain-specific homeobox protein homolog. Gene Ontology annotation, molecular function: DNA binding; DNA-binding transcription factor activity, RNA polymerase II-specific. The record is from RefSeq and is a predicted model, not a curated record. The coding region runs from base 304 to 966 and encodes 220 amino acids. Lineage: Eukaryota; Metazoa; Cnidaria; Anthozoa; Actiniaria; Edwardsiidae. Gene Ontology annotation, biological process: regulation of DNA-templated transcription. The transcript is spliced from 3 exons.